ACACACCCGUUGUGAUUGUGAGUGCAUCCAGACCCCCUGUUACAUCCUGCCCUAUUUAUCGCAAUGAUGAUCUCGUUGUUUUUAGCAGCUUUGAUUGGGUUGGCCGCAGCAGCAACACAGCAACAACAACCUAAUGACCCUAUUCCAAUCGUACGUUUCGAAGCAGAGGGGCCGAAUGUUGAUGGUUCUUAUAAGUGGCUAUAUGAAACGGGCAAUGAAAUUAACGCUGAGGAGUCUGGUUAUGUCAAAAAUUUUGGUAAAGGAGAAGGCGAGGAGGUACAGGUUGCUGAAGGAAAGUUUAGUUACAAGUCGCCAGAAGGCAACUUGAUCGCACUCACAUACAUCGCUGACGAGAAUGGCUUUCAGCCACAGGGUGAACAUCUACCAACGCCGCCUCCCAUUCCACCGGCAAUACAAAAGGCCUUAGAAUACUUGAAGACUCUACCACCUGGUGCAGUGGGAUCUCCGUCUAAUAUUCAACCUCAAUAUCAACCUUCUCCCUUCAAACAAAGAGGAAGAUUUUAAAUAAUAAAAGAAUAUCAGAUUGUUAUAAACAUAAAUAAAUAAUAUUAUAAAGCGAGGCAAAUGCCUAAAUGACAAAGCAAAAAUUAUAAAAUGUGUUAAAGCAAAUUAUAAUGCACGUUUAUGAAAUAUAACUAGAACAAAACAUAAUUUAUUAUGCAUUUAAAUUGUAUAAUUAUAAUAAAUUAAAUAUAUUGAUUUGAAAAAGAAACAAUCAAUCUAACUUUAUAUCUUCAAAAGACUGUUAAUUUGAUUUUAAUUAUUAAAUCUAAGAAAUACCGACAAGUCUGUGAAGAUACUAGGAAGCUUCUUAGUUUCUCCGAGGAUCUUCGCUGACUAUUUUAUUAUUAGUAAGUAGAAGCUCUGCUUCUCUACAAUUAUAAUAGCCUAAAAGUGAGUCUAAGUGUAACUUUCAAUAUGAUUUCAUAAUUAUCUCAAGUAUAAGGUAAGUGCCCUUAUUUGUAGAUUCAAUGUACAUGUAUUAUUUGAUAAUUUACUCACUAGAAUAUAAAGUAAAAUAAAAAUAAGCAAAUUAUCGUGUAUUUCAUUAUAUGCUUUAAAAAUUAAAUAAUGAACAAUAAGUAAAGUUAAAACUUGAAAACAGUCCCUACAUUAUGUAGGAUAUGACAUAGACAGUUAUAUUUAUUUAGAGUAGCAAAAAUGAGACAAAUUACAAUGCAAUUUCACCACAAUUAAACCACAAAGUACAACGAGAAAAGUAAGAAAAAUCUUUACUAAGACUACAUGAUACUUUAAAUUUCAGCCGCCAUUUAAGUUCAUUAUCAACCUGUACGCGUCCGUUUAUGAUUAUUCGUUACGAUAGCUUCAUUGUCACUGUCAUAGUCCCAUUUAUCUAAAUGCGAAACUUACGAACACUUCGUAUGUGAACUGCAUCCUGCAGCAGAUUUCUUUAACCUAGAUAAAGUUAUUAACGUAUGUGUGUAGGUAUAUCAUUAAAUAAACAAUGAUAUCUAUUAUCUCCAAGAUAAGUAAUUGGAGAUCGUUAACGACCAAGUGAAAUAGUGAUAUUUUUAUUUAAAUACCAAAUUACUGAUAUUUCUAUGAAGUGCAUCUCACGAUUUACGUGAAUAGAAAGAGAACAUUUUCAAAACUAAACAACAGAUAUUUAAAGAACGCCUUUUUUUGAAGUCUAUU
Achroia grisella is the source of this 1677-nucleotide messenger RNA. RefSeq names its product endocuticle structural glycoprotein ABD-4-like (gene CPR33). Bases 64 to 525 code for a protein of 153 amino acids. The transcript is spliced from 4 exons. The record is from RefSeq and is a predicted model, not a curated record. Gene Ontology annotation, molecular function: structural constituent of chitin-based larval cuticle. NCBI's taxonomy places the organism in Eukaryota, Metazoa, Arthropoda, Insecta, Lepidoptera, Pyralidae. Gene Ontology annotation, cellular component: chitin-based extracellular matrix.